AUGCAGCUCGAUGAGAUUCAGCACUUGCUGGACAUAUCUGCGUCGGAGACUGUCUCAAAGAGAGUCCUGGUGGGCAACAAGGCGGAUGUUGCUGCUCCAGGGAACACUGAAGAGGCCGAGGCUUUCGCCACGGGCAAGGGUUUGACGUACUUCGAGGCCUCUGCCAAAGAUCACGAGAGUGUAGAA
Symbiodinium sp. CCMP2592 is the source of this 186-nucleotide messenger RNA. NCBI's taxonomy places the organism in Eukaryota, Dinophyceae, Suessiales, Symbiodiniaceae. The record is from the annotation of a GenBank genome assembly.